Molecule: messenger RNA, 1320 nt
Organism: Marmota flaviventris (yellow-bellied marmot)
Lineage: Eukaryota; Metazoa; Chordata; Mammalia; Rodentia; Sciuridae
Gene: Bod1
Product: biorientation of chromosomes in cell division 1
Source: RefSeq, a predicted model, not a curated record
AUGAACAAGGAUGGAGCCGAGCCGUCUGAGACCCACGAGAAACCAGGCGGAUUUAUGGGCGCGGGCCCGGCCUCGGCAGGGGCGGCGGCGGCGGCCGGGGCGGGCGGGAGCGGCGGCCCCAGCAACCCCGCCUCGCUGCCGCCGGGAGACCCGCAGCUUAUCGCGCUCAUCGUGGAGCAGCUCAAGAGCCGCGGCCUGUUUGACAGCUUCCGCCGGGACUGCCUGGCGGACGUGGACACCAAGCCAGCUUACCAAAACCUGAGGCAAAAAGUGGAUAAUUUUGUGUCGACACAUCUGGACAAGCAGGAGUGGAAUCCUACGAUGAACAAGAACCAGUUACGAAAUGGGCUGAGGCAGAGUGUGGUUCAGUCAGGAAUGCUGGAAGCAGGAGUAGACAGGAUUAUUUCUCAGGUGGUGGAUCCAAAACUCAACCACAUCUUCAGGCCACAGAUUGAACGAGCGAUUCAUGAAUUCCUGGCGGCCCAGAAAAAAGAAGCUGUGCCAGCACCUCCUCCUGACCCAGAGAGCCAGGACCUGCCUGCCCCGUCCCAGGAUACUUCCUAAGAAUAUUCCUGGCACCUUUUGAAAACUCCAUUUAAUUAAUGGUGAAGAAAUGGAUCCCUGUUCCGAGAGAGCAUGACUUCAUCCGGCUGGGGGCUUCUGAACUCAAGAUUUCUACCCUGACUGUGGGGCAGUGUCCAGAUAGGACAGGAGCAAGCUUGGCAGUGGGAACUCUGUCUGUGGGUGCCCCUUCCUUGGGCUGCCACUGGCCUGUUUGUCCAGGGGUGUGGCACCCAGUACACACUACAGAGUAUGAACACUACAGCCGCUGGGAUGGUUCCCAGACAGCUUUAUACUUGAACAAGGAGACUGCACAUGGACUUUAGGGUUUGUGCUCUGGGAUGACUAGAGGCUACCACGGAAGAUCCUAACCAGUCCCAGAGGUAACUCAGAGAAUAGGGACUGUAAAGCUUAGUGGGGCGUAGGCAUCUGACAGCGCUCGUCCAAUACCUUUCUCAAAGUUCCAGACUAUGUGUACAAACCCUUAGCAUCAGAUAGCCUUAAAGUUGGUUGUGACCUUCUUGUCUGUGACUCUUCUAGCCAGUUUCCUCCCCAUGUCAGAGGUAACAGAAGGUGGAAGCUUAGAGUGAACAAGGAGGCCGAGACAUCAGGCAUAAGAAAAAUGUUUGCAGGUUUCCUGUGCAGGGCUGCUUCCUGUCCUCCAAGGCUGGUGAGCCUUGGAUGCGUUUGUUUUUUAGAAAAGUAAAUUAUCAGUAAAUGGCGUUAAGUUUUGUAAUAAAAUCAUUUGAUACUCUGGUC